UCUCGAGUGGGUAUUUUGGAUAUCAGGCCCAGGCCUAAUAGCUUCUGCAAAAUGCCUCCGGUGUAAAGGGGCCAACCAUUAUGGGGAACUGGGACCCCGCCGCAACGGGGUGGACAGACCGACCUCUGUUGAGAGUUCGUCAGGGCGGUUAACGUGGGGACAAAGCACGCUGGACCGAUAAUCUUUACAUACAAGAUAGCCAGCAACAGACAGCAAGAGGCUUGUCGUCAACUCAGCUGCAGAGGAGGCGGCACUGUUUGCAGGAUUAAAGGAAGAGCUUGGUGUAUAAGGUCUUCGGAGUGUGAGGGACAUUUUAGUCAGACAAGUUAGCUAUUGCCGUGAUUUUGAAUACCAAGGAACCGUAUCUAUGGAGAUGUUAUCUACACGGAGAGGUUACUGUCAUCCUGACACAGUGACAGAGCGGGUUCAGACGGAAUAAAUCAAUUGGCUAAUCUCUUGUCUUUUUGUCCGCCGGGCGGCGAUGUCAGCUUUCUGCCUCGACCUGCACACAUCUACCGCCGCGAUUUCAGCACCACCCGAACUGGACAGCGACUGCAUGGCGCACCCACUGGAUCAGGACAACAAAACCCCACAAGAAACGGGAGGAUUUCAGGGCCACUCGCUGCUACACACCUACUCUGGAGGCCUCGGGAUGGCGUUGGAAGAGGAAUUAGCCAUGCUUACCGGGGAGCAGGACGAGGAGGAGGAGGAAGAGUUAUCCGAAUUGGAGACGCCUGUUAUUGGACAUAAUACAGACUUUUUGUCGCUCUUCCGUCAAAAGGAGAAGGACUUGGUUUUAGCUGCUAAACUCGGCAAGGCACUGCUAGAGCGAAACCAAGACCUGACUAAGCAAUAUGAGAAAAUGAACACAGAUCUUAACGAUAAACUCGAGCACCUGGAGCAGGAGAAGCACGAGCUGCGGCGGCGGCUGGAGAACAAGGAGGGGGAGUGGGGGGACCGUGUGGCGGAGCUGGAGACAGACGUCCAGCAGCUGCAGGGAGAGCUGGAGCGCCAUCAGGUCCAGCUGAGAGAGGCAGACCGCGACAAGUCCACGGCCAUCAGGGAGCUGUCAGAACAAAACCACCGCCUGCUGGAGCAACUUAACCGGGCUACAGAGGUGGAGAGGCAGCUGUCCUCUCAGGUCCACUCGUUACGGGAUGACUUCAGAGAGAAGAGCGUCUCCACCAACCAGCACAUGACACGACUAGAGAGCCUACAGGCUGAGCAAGGGCUAGAAAUUAAGAUGCUGUCGGAGCGUAAGAGAGAGAUGGAGCGUCAGGUUAACGCUGUACUAGAGGAAAACGAGCUACUGCAGAACACUGUUGACGACCUGAGGGAAGGGACGCUAGUGCUGGAGAAACAGUACCACGAGAAGGAAUUACAGUUACGGCAGAGCCAGCUGGAGCUCCAGGAGGUCCGGGUGUCCCACAGACAUCUGAGUGCCCGCUUUGAGGAGCUCACAGAAGAGAGAAGUCUACAAGGCCUCAGCCCACACCCUGCCAGUCUACUCUGUGAGAUAGAACAGAGCAUGGAGCAAGAGGAGCAGGAACAGGAGAGGGAGCAGCUGCGUCUCCAGCUGUGGGAGGCCUACUGCCAGGUGCGCUCUCUCGUCUCCCACCUGCGAGGCAACGACAUCACAGACUCGGCCCUGUCCACAGACUCCUCCAUGGACGAGUCCUCUGAGACAUCCUCAGCCAAGGACGUUCCCAUGGGGAGCCUGCAUGCCAGUCUACUGGAGCUACGCAGACUCACACAGAACCUGCUAGACGGCAAUGAGUCUACGGGUUCUCGGCGGAGUGACGAGGAGGCUCUAGAGGACCACGUUCGAAAGCUUGGGGAAGAGCUGAGAGGAGUGAGAGAGCUGUACGAAGCAGAGCAGGAUAGAACACGGAACAGCCAAGAAGAGGUUCUACAACUCCAUAAUCAGAUGGCGAUGCUUUCUAUGGAGAUGUGCUCUUUACAGGAGGAGAGUGAGCGUAUGAGGGCCAUGUCUGAAGCACGAGACCCCAGUGAACAGCUCCAAAGUGCUAUACGAGAACGAGACGACGCUAUUUCCAAGAAGAAAGCGGUGGAGAUGGAGCUGGCCAAGUGUAAGAUAGAUAUCAUGUCCCUGAACAGCCAGCUCCUGGACGCCAUCCAGCAGAAGCUGAACCUAUCACAGCAGCUGGAGGCCUGGCAGGAUGAUAUGCACAGUAUGAUUGAUCAGCAGCUCAUGGAAAAGCACCAGGAGGAGUGGAGGGUGACCCCCUACUCCCUCGCUGGGUCCUCCGGGGGCCCCUCCGGCCAGUCCUCCAGACGAGCCCAUCGCCUCUCUGAUGGAGACAAGAGGCUCUUUUCCUUCUUCAAAAAGAAAUGAGCGCCUCUGGACUGGCCCGAAUAAGAGAGAGAGAGAAAGAAGAAUAAAAAGAGAGUGCAGAGGGAGAGAAAAUAAUGGUAAAGACAAAGACUGAGGGGCAGUGAUACACACUAUCAGACAGGGGGGGCUAAAGAGGUUCAGGGGUCAUUUUGCACUUUAUCUGUCCCAUCAUGCCCUUCCUUAAAGAUGUUGAAACAUAGAGUAAAGCCACUUAAAGAAGGAGUGAGCAGCACUGUUAGGGCUCACAGACACCAGUAGGGCUUGCUGGCCGAGAGCACUUAGCACCUCUGAACGUAAUGGAGAACCGAGUGCACCGAUUUUACAUGUAGAAUCAGCGUGAAAAAUGUCAGCAGUCAGCGGGUAGUCUCUAAAACACUGAACGAUUGACAGACGAACGCAAAAUCCACAUUUGGUGUGAUGUGUACGGCGUUUACACAUCCAGAGGCCUUGGCUACCAUCCCAUAAACACCAAUUGGGCUUACAUGAACAGGGUUACAUAUAUUUCAAAGAGGACGGUUCCCCAGUAGUGCCUCCCAGCGUCUCUACCCCACUGCCAAAACUCCAGACUGGGAGUGUAUCCAGUAGGGAUGGCUCCUGUGUCCUGCCCUGUCACAUGCCAAGGAGUCUGGGGAGAGGGUGUUCAAUACGGGACUCACCAAGGCCUUGGGGUGGAGGGAUUGGGACAGUGGGACAGGGAUCUGGGUAAGGGAACAUUAAUUGAGGGACAAGAACCAACCUCUGGGUGGGAAGCAGCAUUGUUACAGCUAACUCCGACAUGUUCUCAGGUUUAUUCAUAUAUUCAGGGAUUUACAAAGAGGCCUUAUUCCCAAUUAAUCCGAUGGAUGGAUUUCAUUCAGUUGGUUUGCACUUCGCAAUUAUGGUCGUGCCAUAGCAUUGCUUAAUAGAGUUAACACAACACACCAAAUGUCCAUGCUUGAAUAUCACUUAAGUAUAAAUGUAUAGAUCAAGCCACAGUAAAUCCAUAAACAUAGCACUUUAUGUACAGUGAGGGAAAAAAGUAUUUGAUCCCCUGCUGAUUUUGUAUG
This is a messenger RNA of Coregonus clupeaformis (lake whitefish), 3402 nucleotides long. Its product is annotated as BICD family-like cargo adapter 1. The transcript has 11 exons. Gene Ontology annotation, biological process: vesicle transport along microtubule; Golgi to secretory granule transport. Bases 482 to 2356 code for a protein of 624 amino acids. The record is from RefSeq and is a predicted model, not a curated record. NCBI's taxonomy places the organism in Eukaryota, Metazoa, Chordata, Actinopteri, Salmoniformes, Salmonidae.